CCGGGCUGAGAAUCCCCGCGUCUCCAUCAAACCUUCUUUGCGGUCGGUCCAUUGUCGCGCGUUCCGGUCCGGCCGGAAAACAAGCCCGCCGGCGCGCGCUUCCAACGGCCCCGGCCGCUGCCAGGCCUCCUCUGACAGCACCAUGGGUGACAGUGAUGACGAAUACGAUCGAAGACGCCGGGACAAAUUUCGAAGAGAGCGCAGCGAUUAUGACCGUUCCCGGGAAAGAGAUGAAAGACGGCGAGGGGACGAUUGGAAUGACCGAGAGUGGGACCGUGGCCGUGAGCGCCGCAGUCGGGGCGAAUAUCGAGACUAUGACCGGAACCGACGGGAACGCUUCUCUCCCCCUCGCCACGAACUUAGUCCCCCACAGAAGCGCAUGAGGAGAGACUGGGAUGAGCACAGCUCUGACCCAUACCACAGUGGCUAUGACAUGCCCUAUGCUGGGGGGGGUGGGGGACCAACAUACGGCCCCCCUCAGCCCUGGGGCCACCCAGACGUCCACAUCAUGCAGCACCAUGUCCUGCCCAUCCAGGCCAGGCUGGGCAGCAUUGCAGAGAUUGACUUGGGUGUGCCCCCACCCAUCAUGAAAUCCUUCAAAGAAUUCCUUCUGUCCCUGGAUGACUCUGUGGAUGAGACCGAGGCAGUCAAACGCUACAAUGACUACAAGCUUGACUUCCGAAGGCAGCAGAUGCAAGACUUCUUCCUGGCCCAUAAAGAUGAGGAGUGGUUCCGAUCUAAGUACCACCCUGAUGAGGUGGGAAAGCGUCGGCAGGAGGCCCGGGGGGCCCUACAGAACCGACUGAGGGUGUUCCUGUCCCUCAUGGAGAGUGGCUGGUUCGAUAGCCUUCUCUUGGACAUAGACAAAGCUGAUGCGAUUGUCAAGAUGCUAGAUGCAGCUGUCAUUAAGAUGGAAGGUGGCACAGAGAAUGACCUCCGCAUCUUAGAGCAGGAGGAGGAGGAGGAACAGGCAGGCAAGACUGGGGAGGCCAACAAGAAAGAGGAAGGCCGUGCUGGACCAGGCCCGGGGGACGGAGAGCGCAAGGCCAAUGAAAAGGAUGAGAAGAAAGAAGAUGGCAAACAGGCUGAGAAUGACAGUUCAAAUGAUGACAAAACUAAGAAAUCUGAGGGUGACGGGGACAAGGAGGAGAAGAAAGAAGAGGCUGAGAAGGAAGCCAAAAAGAGCAAGAAACGGAACCGGAAGCACAGUGGGGAUGACAGCUUUGAUGAGGGCAGUGUGUCCGAGUCGGAGUCUGAGUCUGAGAGUGGCCAAGCUGAGGAGGAGAAAGAGGAGACUGAAGACGCACUUAAAGAAAAGGAGAAGCCCAAGGAAGAAGAGAGGGAGACGCCUAAGGAUGCUGCGGGGCUGGAGUGCAAGCCGCGGCCCUUGCAUAAGACUUGCUCUCUCUUCAUGCGCAACAUAGCACCCAACAUUUCAAGGGCUGAAAUCAUUUCUCUCUGUAAAAGAUACCCAGGCUUUAUGCGAGUGGCACUGUCUGAGCCCCAGCCAGAGAGGAGGUUUUUCCGCCGUGGCUGGGUGACUUUUGACCGCAGCGUUAACAUUAAAGAGAUAUGUUGGAAUCUACAAAACAUCCGACUCCGGGAGUGUGAACUGAGUCCUGGUGUGAACAGAGAUCUGACCCGUCGUGUUCGCAACAUCAAUGGCAUCACGCAGCACAAGCAAAUAGUGCGCAAUGACAUCAAGCUGGCAGCUAAGCUGAUCCACACGCUGGAUGACAGGACCCAGCUCUGGGCAGCUGAGCCUGGGACGCCUCCUGUACCCACAAGCCUGCCCUCGCAAAACCCCAUCUUAAAGAACAUCACUGACUACCUGAUUGAGGAAGUGAGUGCUGAGGAGGAGGAGCUGCUUGGGAGCAGCGGAGGACCCCCUCCUGAGGAGCCUCCCAAGGAAGGCAACCCAGCAGAGAUCAAUGUGGAGAGGGACGAGAAGCUGAUUAAGGUCUUGGACAAACUCCUUCUGUAUUUGCGUAUUGUGCAUUCUCUGGACUACUACAACACUUGUGAGUACCCCAAUGAGGACGAGAUGCCCAACCGCUGCGGCAUCAUCCACGUUCGGGGGCCCAUGCCCCCCAACCGAAUCAGUCACGGAGAAGUGCUGGAGUGGCAGAAGACAUUUGAGGAGAAACUGAGUCCGCUGCUGAGUGUGCGUGAGUCCCUUUCGGAGGAAGAGGCCCAGAAGAUGGGACGUAAAGACCCCGAGCAGGAAGUGGAGAAGUUUGUCACCUCCAACACGCAGGAACUGGGCAAGGAUAAGUGGCUAUGUCCUCUCAGUGGCAAGAAAUUCAAGGGUCCGGAGUUUGUGCGCAAACAUAUCUUCAAUAAGCAUGCAGAGAAGAUUGAGGAGGUGAAGAAGGAGGUGGCCUUCUUCAACAACUUCCUCACGGACGCCAAGCGCCCAGCUCUGCCCGAGAUGAAGCCAGCACAGCCACCUGGCCCUGCCCAGAUAAUUCAUGCUCCUGUCCGUGCUGUACUCCCCCCAGGCCUGACCCCAGGACUUCCCUACCCACCCCAGACACCACAGGGCUUGAUGCCAUAUGGUCAGCCCCGGCCGCCCAUCUUGGGCUAUGGAGCUGGUGCUGUCCGCCCUGCAGUCCCCACAGGAGGGCCUCCAUACCCCCAUGCUCCGUAUGGUGCUGGCCGUGGCAACUACGAUGCGUUUCGAGGCCAAGGAGGUUACCCUGGGAAACCUCGGAACAGGAUGGUUCGAGGAGACCCCAGAGCCAUUGUAGAGUAUCGGGACCUGGAUGCCCCAGAUGACGUUGAUUUCUUUUGAGCUAUCCACUUGCCCUCCACACCUACGACCA
Acomys russatus (golden spiny mouse) is the source of this 2825-nucleotide messenger RNA. It is a transcript of the gene Srrt, whose product is annotated as serrate, RNA effector molecule. NCBI's taxonomy places the organism in Eukaryota, Metazoa, Chordata, Mammalia, Rodentia, Muridae. Gene Ontology annotation, biological process: mRNA processing; primary miRNA processing. Gene Ontology annotation, cellular component: nuclear body. The record is from RefSeq and is a predicted model, not a curated record. Gene Ontology annotation, molecular function: nucleic acid binding. The coding region runs from base 143 to 2794 and encodes 883 amino acids. The transcript has 20 exons.